CCUCCUUCAGCCUACACUCCAACAAAUUGCCUCUCUCGUACACAGUCAAGCUUCAGGCAACUCCAUACAGCUGCUCUGUACCAGCAUACGUAGAACAGGACAAGAGCGAGACAAUUAAGGGAACGAAGGCAGCACAUUUGUGAAAAGAAAAGGCACUCGGGCACAUCUGUACCGCUCUCAUGCAGUGCUGUAUACUUCCUCUCCUCCUCAUCUUCGGUGUGAGGGGGGGACUUGGGACACCUCUAACGCCAAGCCCCAGUCCUACUGAGGCCUUCAGCACGACGCCGGACCCAUGUGAGGGCAGACCCUGUCUGAACGGGGGCAUCUGUAGUCGGGUGGGAGAGAUUGAGGAGAGCACCCAGAUGCAACCUGAUGUCUGGUCUUAUACUUGUAUCUGUGGCCUGGGUUUUACUGGACAGAAUUGUGAGUUUUUUGCAGAUCCCUGCGCCAGCAGCCCCUGUCUCCAUGGCAACUGUAGCCAGGACGGCGAGGGAGAUGGGUUUGUCUGCGAGUGUAGCCAGGGUUACGGCGGGGUCCAUUGUGACCUGCCGACCUUGACCUUUGACCUGUCCGAGUCUACCUGGGACAUCGCCGAGAGCAUCGUGCCGGAACAUGCCACGCCCGCUACGCCCGCAACCACCACUCAGGUUUUUCAGCCAACCACAGUCCCCACCACAACUCAAGCUCCGCCCACUCUGGAACCAUGGCAACCCAAGCCGGGUCAGAAGGUGGUGGAGAUAUUGUGGGAGGAUCAACAGAUCACUCAUGAGGCUGAAUGUGUGAGUACCGCUGGAGGUGAAUCUGCUGGCAUGAUGACCAUUGCAAUGGAGAUCGCAGAGGAAACAGCUGUGAAACUGGUGGGCAAUGUGAGCAGGUCUGCUGUGUUGUGGCGUGUAGGUGAGGCUGGAUAUCAGCAGUGCUCUGUUGCAGAUGGUACAAUCAUGUGGUUUCAGCAGAGUUCGGAUGGCCUGGUUCUACCCGACCAGUCACUGCCAUUCGGGCACAACUACUUUAUCAGUGUGCUGCACGUUGGUACAUCCUCCGGGCCAGAGGUCACUUUGAGGCUUCACCUCAUGGUUAAAACCAAUAACUGCAUGGAACCCGGCAGUGGUUUCAGUGACCCACAAUGCUCUGGGAAAGGGAAAUGCAUCACCCAAGUCUCUGUGGACACGUUUUACUGUCAGUGUGAAGAUGGGUAUACUGGAAUCUUCUGUGAGGAGUUUGACGCAUGCCACAUAAAUCCCUGUGAAAAUAACGCCUCAUGUGCUGAUCUCAGGCAGAGAGAUGAAGGACAAAAUUACACCUGUACCUGCCAACCAGGUUUUGAGGGAGAUCGCUGUCAGUCUUUGGUGGAUCAUUGUGUUUCUGGACCCUGCAGGAAUGGAGCAACUUGUUCCAGCAGCUUAGAAGGAGCUCACUGCUAUUGUGCAGAAGGUUAUAAGGGUGCCAUGUGUGAGCAGAAAAUUGACCCCUGCGCUUCCGGGCCCUGUCAAAAUAACGGCAGCUGUUUCUCACAGGGCACCGGUUUGGGCUUCAGCUGUACCUGUCCUGCAGGUUUUACUGGACCCACCUGCGCCCAGCUGGUGGACUUCUGCGCCCUCAAUCCAUGCGCUCACGGUAUCUGCCGCAGCAUUGGUACCAGCUAUAGGUGCCUGUGUGUGCCAGGUUAUCAUGGUCUUUACUGUGAAGAGGAGUAUAAUGAAUGUUUGUCUGCUCCCUGUCAGAACUACGCCACAUGCAGGGAUCUCAUCAAUGCCUAUGAAUGCAUCUGCGCUCCACAAUUCACAGGAAAGCACUGUGAGAUAUUUAAGGACCCCUGUUUAAAGCUCAGAUGCCAGAAUGGUGGACGAUGUGAAAGUGGAGGGAGAAAUGCGUCCUGUGUUUGUCCACCAGGAUACAUGGGUGAGAACUGUGAAGUUGACGUAAACGAAUGUGAGAGUAACCCCUGUCACCAUGGCGGCACUUGCAUCGACCAAUCAAAUGGCUACACCUGUCACUGCCCACCUGGCUGGGUUGGUGGUAGCUGUGAGAUUCAUCUGCAAUGGAAGAUGGCUCAGCCCGUCGACUCAAUGACCAACAUGCCCCGUCACUCUUUGUACAUAAUUAUUGGCGCUCUGUGUGUCGCCUUCGUCCUGAUGCUCAUCAUCCUCAUCGUCGGCAUCUGUCGCAUUAGUCGUAUCGAGUACCAGGGUUCGUCCCGUCACGCCUACCAGGAGUUUUACAACUGCCGCAGCAUUGACAGCGAUUUCAGUAACGCAAUCGCUUCCAUUCGCCAUGCGAGGUUUGGGAAGAAAUCUAGACCAGCAAUGUAUGACGCCACUCCCAUCAGCUAUGAAGAUUACAGCCCAGAUGACAAGCCCCUAGUCGCGCUCAUUAAAACGAAAGAUUUGUGAAGCAAUACACUUCUAAAACGCAUUCACACACACACACAAACAUAUAUAAUAUAUAGAUAUAUAUCACACAUCCCCACAGGCAUGGUUCCAGCCUUUAAAAUGAGCCAAUAACUCAGUAUUUAUUUCCAGAAGAUAGUUAAACAAAUAAAUCAAACUGUAAUAAAAUUUUUGAUAUAUUUUACCAAUAAACUCUUAAAAAUGAAGGUGCUUAAAGGCUCUUCACAGUGAUGCUAUGAUUCCUCAAAGAACCAUUCAAUCGAAGGCUCAGUAAAAAAGCAUUUUAUACCUCUUUUAUAAUCUAAAAAACCUUUUUCCACUACAAAAAGGUUCUUCAGAUGUUAAAGGUUCCUCAUAGAUACAAUUCAGCCAAAAAUGGUUGACAUUGUGAAGCCCCUUUAUUUUUAAGAGCGACAGGAUAUAAUUACAGUAACUUGGAUUAGUCACAGACAAGUGGGCUUUGUUUGCAGAUGCAAAUAUUUUGUGGAAUGUAAGUAGAUGAAUAACAAGCCACAUUGCAAAAUGUGUGUUUGAGAGAUCUGAUGGGGGACUCUGAUCACAAAUAUGAUAGCAGCAGUCUCAGCUGUAGAAUUAGGUGUUAUAGCGCUCUCUUCAUAGUACAGUACAUACUGUAACUUUAUACAGAAGAAGAAGAAAACAAAAGACAAGACGAUGUAGGUUGCCUUAACCGGUGCAUGGAUAGGAUCAAUGGUUUUGACAUUAUACUCUGUAACCUGUUGUUUACAGUUAAUUUCUUAUUGCUCAUUGUGGUCUCUUAUGUGUCAUUAUAUUGGUGGUAGAGAAGUCUUAAGAUACCACUGCUAAUGUGAAAGCAGCACUAUACGGUGCUUUUAUAAGUAAUAUUUGGUUGUGUCAUUUCACUAAGUAAUAAAAUAGCAGUUCUGCUCUGUAUUUCA
This is a messenger RNA of Misgurnus anguillicaudatus (oriental weatherfish), 3307 nucleotides long. RefSeq names its product delta/notch-like EGF repeat containing (gene dner). NCBI's taxonomy places the organism in Eukaryota, Metazoa, Chordata, Actinopteri, Cypriniformes, Cobitidae. Gene Ontology annotation, cellular component: plasma membrane; cell surface; signaling receptor complex. The record is from RefSeq and is a predicted model, not a curated record. Gene Ontology annotation, molecular function: calcium ion binding. Gene Ontology annotation, biological process: axon guidance; Notch signaling pathway.